Jaculus jaculus (lesser Egyptian jerboa) is the source of this 4265-nucleotide messenger RNA. RefSeq names its product transmembrane protein 132E (gene Tmem132e). Lineage: Eukaryota; Metazoa; Chordata; Mammalia; Rodentia; Dipodidae. The record is from RefSeq and is a predicted model, not a curated record. The transcript has 9 exons. Bases 1 to 3234 code for a protein of 1077 amino acids.
AUGGCCCCGGGGAUGCCGGGCCGCGGCGGCGCCGCCCUGCUCUGCCUCUCGGCGCUGCUCGCCCACGCCUCCAGCCGCUCCCACCCGGCCAGUCCCAGUCCCCCGGGCCCACAGGCCAGCCCGGUGCUGCCGGUCAGCUACCGACUGUCGCACACACGGCUGGCCUUCUUCCUGCGGGAGACCAGGCCCCCGACGACGACGCCUGCGGUGGCCAACGGCUCGCUGCACCGCUCGGAGCCCUUCGUGGUGUUCCAGACCAAGGAGCUGCCGGUGCUCAACGUCACCCUGGGUCCCUUUAGCACCAGCCAAGUGGUGGCGCAGGAGCUGCUGCAGCCGUCCAGCACGCUGGACAUCCCCGAGCGCCUGACGGUCAACUGGAAGGUGCGUGCCUUCAUGGUGCGCGCGCGCGUGCCCGCCUCGCAGCCCGUGGCGCAGGUGCUCUUCUACGUGGCCGGCCGCGACUGGGACGACUUCGGGGUCUCCGAGCGGCUGCCCUGCGUCCGCCUGCACGCCUUCCGCGACGCGCGCGAGGUCAAGAGCUCGUGCCGCCUGGGCGGCAGCCUGGCCACGUGCCUCGUGCGCGCCGAGCUGCCCCUGGCGUGGUUCGGCCCUCCGGCUCCGCCCGCCCCGCCCACUGCCCGUCGCAAGUCCCCGGAUGGGCUGGAGCCCGAGGCCGCCGGCGAGAACCAGCAGCAGCUGGUGGAGCUCUACUACACGCUGCACGCCCCCGACGCGGCCGGGGGCUGCGGGAGCGCGCGGCGGGGCUCCGGGCCCGGCGCGGGCGCGCGCGCCGAGAGCCCCACGCAGCACCCGCUGCUGAGGAUCGGCAGCAUCAGCCUGUACAGGCCGCCGCCGCGGAGAGACGUGCAGGAGCACAGGCUCGACAGCAACCUCAUGAUCCGCCUGCCCGACCGGCCGCUCAAGCCCGGGGAGGUGCUCAGCAUCCUCCUCUACCUGGCCCCCAACACGUCCUCCGCAACCAGCCCCAGUGUGGAGCACUUCACACUCAGGGUGAAGGCCAAGAAAGGUGUGACUCUCCUAGGCACCAAAUCACGAAGUGGCCAGUGGCACGUGACCUCAGAGCUAUUGACUGGGGCAAAACACUCAACAGCCACUGUGGAUGUGGCCUGGGCUCAGAGUACACCCUUGCCCCCUUGGGAGGGCCAGGGCCCCCUGGAGAUCCUGCAGCUGGACUUCGAGAUGGAGAACUUCACCAGCCAGUCGGUGAAGCGGAGGAUCAUGUGGCAUAUUGACUACCGUGGCCAUGGCGCCCUGCCUGAUCUGGAGCGUGCCGUCACUGAACUAACGGUCAUCCAGCGGGAUGUGCAGGCCAUCCUGCCCCUGGCUAUGGACACAGAGAUCAUCAACACCGCCAUCCUGACGGGCAGGACAGUGGCCAUCCCUGUCAAGGUCCUCGCCAUCGAGGUGACUGGCCUCAUCCUAGAUGUCUCCGCCCUAGUGGAGUGCAAGUCGGACAAUGAAGACAUUAUCAAGGUGUCCAGAAGCUGUGACUAUGUGUUUGUGAGUGGGAAGGAGUCUCGAGGGUCCAUGAACGCCAGGGUCACUUUCCGCUAUGACCUCCUCAGUGCUGCCCUGGAAAUGACCGUCUGGGUGCCUAAGCUGCCUCUGCACAUUGAACUCUCCGAUGCUCGCCUCAGCCAAGUGAAAGGCUGGAGGGUGCCCAUCCUUCCUGACCGCAGAGCAGCCCGGGAGAGUGAGGAUGAGGAUGAGGAAGAGGAGGAACGGAGGCAGAGUGCCAGCCGAGGGUGCACCCUGCAGUACCAGCAUGCCACCCUACAGGUCUUCACUCAGUUCCACACAACAUCAUCUGAGGGCACUGACCAGGUGGUCACCAUGCUGGGCCCCGACUGGCUGGUGGAGGUCACUGACCUGGUCAGUGACUUCAUGCGGGUGGGAGACCCUAGAGUGGCACAUCUAGUGGACAGCAGCACGCUGGCCGGCUUGGAGCCGGGCACCACCCCCUUUAAGGUGGUGUCCCCGCUCACAGAGGCCGUACUGGGGGAGACGCUGCUCACGGUGACUGAGGAGAAGGUCAGCAUCACACAACUGCGAGCCCAGGUGGUCGCCAGCCUGGCCCUGGCCCUGAGGCCCAGCCCUGGAAGCAGCCACACCAUCCUGGCCACCACCACCGCCCAGCCGACCCUCAGCUUCCUCAAGCAGGAAGCUCUGCUCAGUCUCUGGCUCUCCUACAGCGAUGGCACCACGGCGCCCCUCUCUCUGUACAGCCCUCGGGACUACGGGCUGCUGGUGAGCAGUCUGGAUGAGCGGGUGGCCACAGUGACCCAGGACAAGGCCUUCCCACUGGUGAUGGCCGAGGCCGAGGGGUCGGGGGAGCUGCUCCGGGCCGAGCUCACCAUCUCGGAAGGCUGUCAGAAGACCAAGCGCAAGAGCGUGCUGGCCACCACCCCCGUGAGCCUGCGGGUCCACCUCGGGAGGGACGAGGAGGACCCCACUUACGACUAUCCAGGGCCCAGCCAGCCAGGGCCCGCAGGCGGCGAGGACGAGGCCCGGGGAGCUGGCCCACCGGGCACUGCGUUCCCUGGCUCGGGGGCUGGCCCAGGUACCACUGGCCCGGUGGUGCCACCCACAGAGGACUUCCUGCCGCUGCCCACAGGUUUCCUGCAGAUGCCCCGGGGGCUGACGGAUCUGGAGAUCGGGAUGUACGCGUUGUUGGGCGUCUUCUGCCUCGCCAUCCUCGUCUUCCUCAUCAACUGCAUCGUGUUUGUGCUGCGCUACCGGCACAAGCGCAUCCCGCCCGAGGGCCAGACCAGCAUGGACCACUCUCAUCACUGGGUGUUCUUGGGCAACGGGCAGCCUCUGCGGGUGCAGGGUGAGCUCUCGCCGCCCGCCGGCAACGCCCUAGAAACCGUGCCAGCCUGCUGCCACGGCGACCACCACAGCAGCGGCAGCUCACAGACCAGUGUCCAAAGCCAAGUGCACGGGCGCGGGGACGGCUCUUCGGGCGGCUCGGCCCGGGACCAGGCCGAGGACCCUGCCAGCUCACCCACCUCCAAGCGCAAGAGGGUCAAAUUCACGACUUUCACCACGCUGCCCUCGGAGGAACUGGCCUAUGACUCCGUGCCUGCUGGCGAAGAGGACGAGGAGGAGGAAGAGGACCUGGGUUGGGGAUGCCCGGAUGUGGCGGGCACCACGCGGCCCACUCCACCCCCGGAACUGCACAAUUAUAUGCGCAGAAUCAAAGAGAUUGCAUAGAGGCACUCUUGGGGUGGCAGGAAGCCCACGCCCCCCCAAAAAAAAAACACACACGGUCUGCUGGGCCAGGAACCCCAGCUCACACAGACGCAGGGCGGCUGGAUGGAUUUUAUAGCCUUUAUCUCUGCAACCACCUCCUGGUCUACCCCUUCGGGCAGCCCACCAUGACCCUCUCCUGCCCCCUGCAGGUAGAGAGCUCCUUCCAACCACUGCUUAGAGGAGGAAGGGAGUCCCUGCCUCUAGCUCCACCCUUUCUCAGAACCUCACCCCAUUUUAGACACCCCCCAAUCCCAGCCCCAAGAGUGAGGCUUCAAGGCCAAGCUUGGGAUUGAGGGACCACACUGUGCCCUGCCCUGCCUCCCACAUCUACAGUCCCCCCCUGUGCAGGGGACCCGAGGGGUCUUGUGUCACAGGCUGCACAAAGACUUUUCUUAAACCAAUAUUCAGGGAUUUCUUUCCUGCAGGGUGGGAGGUGGUGGCUGCCUGCCUUGCCAAGGAUUUUGCUGCGAACAAAAACAUUUUGGGGUGGGUGGAGGUUGUCGUGUCUGCUGGCUCUCAGGUGCCUCUCGAGCUUGGAGCUGACUGCAGAGGGCCUGAUGCCCAAUGGAGCACUUUCUGGAGCCUCCCGGGAACUCCCUGUGCCAGAAGGCCUGCGGCAGGGCCCACAUGGGAGACGUCCCCGGCUCUGUGGCCAAGCUGCGCGGCAGUGAGCAAGCGCAGUGGGCGCUCUGUAGCCUGCCUCCGCGGCCAGGCCCACACUACUGCGCCUUAGCGGGGCCUGCUCACCCCUGCUUCCCAUGUGCAGCUGGGAGGGCAGCAGCCUCCUCCAGAGUCCCUAAGGUGGGAGGGGGGGCACUGGGCAGUGUUGCCAGGGUCCAUGAGAUGGGUGAAGGCAGAAGGAAACUGACACCCCUACUUCCCCAUCCCAUGGGCCACUUCCUCUUGGGUUCUACCCACCACUGUGUCCGUUUUUCUUAAAUAAAUGAAGGGCAUCAGCCUGGGGUGGGGGCUGCAGCUCCCAGCAAACAGUA